Molecule: messenger RNA, 7916 nt
Organism: Cataglyphis hispanica
Lineage: Eukaryota; Metazoa; Arthropoda; Insecta; Hymenoptera; Formicidae
Product: protein BTG2-like
Exons: 1
Coding region: 1028-1624 (198 amino acids)
Biological process (GO): negative regulation of mitotic cell cycle; negative regulation of cell population proliferation
Cellular component (GO): nucleus; cytoplasm
Source: RefSeq, a predicted model, not a curated record
AAGGGACGAGGCUACAUCAUCCGUCGUAGCGAGCGCUACCAUUAGAAAGUCGUCGACAGUCGAUGUGUGCGGGAGUUCCGCGAGUCGGAUAGAAAAAGAGAGAGAGAGAGAGAGGGAGAUAGAGAAAGAAGGAGCUGAUCGGUUCAAGGCGUCGUGAGAAAGUUUCGUCGACCAGAGUACGGGAAGAGGGAGAGUGGAAGGUAUUCGCGAAGAGGGUAUCCAAUCGAAGAGAUAUAUCCAAAGCGUAUUCCAGGCGAUCGAGCCAGGAAUCCUCGAUUCAUCAGUCGAAAUCUCAGUUAGGAUAGAUCCGACGGAACGGAGUCGUGUGGAGCGACGCGCGUUUGAUCGUCCGAAGCGAGGAGAAAGGAAUUCGACGAGCGCGAAUUCGCGAAGAGAGGACGACGCGACGGAGGUGACGACGCGCAUACGCUCAUCCGUAAAAAUCGAUCCUCGCCUAACACCAAGACUAACUGUGCGCCGGGAUCGUCGUCGUCGCAUCGCCAUAAUAUCGCCGUCGACGGGAUACCUCGUGGGACGCUCCGGCGGUUAAGCUCAUCCGCGCUGGAGGGUCGACGUCGCACGACGAGGGCUGUAGAGUGCUACGCAGCAACGUGGCGACGACGCCAUUUUGUCGUAACCCGUACCGUGCGAUUCUUUCGGCAUCAGCGCCGUCGAGGCUAUUCAUCGCCGCGCCGUGACCCGUGACACGCGCGUAUCUCCUCCCGCAUCAUCGCCCUCGCAAAGUGUGCGAAUCCAAAAUCGACCGGAGAUUAGAUCGCGAGAGGAGCGGAGAGAGAGAGAGAGAGAGAGAGAGAGAGAGAGAGAAAGAGAAAGAGAGAGAGAGAGAGAGAGGAGGGAGGGAGAAGAAUCGAAGGGUGGCGAGACACGGAGUGUGUUUUAUUCCGGAGCAACGCGGAGUAGUGCGUCAUCAUCGGCGUGAUUCCGAUCUAUUCGCGCGCCACGCCAUUUCCAUUUGCCGAUUUUCAUCAUAUCGUCGAUACUGCGUUCUCGCCCUGGGUAACCGACCAUGAGACUGGAAAUUGUGUCGGCGGCGGAUUUUCUGGUGCACCUGCUGCGCCUGCAGGCGGGUCAGCUGUCGGAACGUCAAUUGGAGAUGUUCAAGUCAUCGCUGACGGAGGUGUUGCGCCAUCGUUAUCGGGACCACUGGUUCCCGGAUCGGCCAAAUCGCGGCUCCGGCUACCGUUGCAUACGCAUCAACGGUAAAAUGGAUCCGGUGAUCGCUCAAGCCGGCGCCAACGUCGGCCUGCUGCCGACCGUUCUGCACAGCCUGUUCCCAAGCGAGCUCACCAUGUGGAUCGACCCGUCGGAGGUGUCGUAUAGAAUCGGCGAGAAUGGUUCCAUCUGCGUGCUGUACGAGCGGACCGAGCCCGAGAAUCCGGACGAGAUCUCGUCCCAGCAACACCACCAUCACCACCAUCACCAUCACCAUCAGCAGCAUCAGCAACAGCAGCACCAGCAUCACCAUCAGUCGCAGCAACAUCAACUGCCGCCGCAGCAAGCGUCGCCGCAGCAACAGCAGCAGCAAUUCGAGAGCUGCAAGGACUCCUUAUUAUUGGAGCAUCCGCAGUUCAGCGAGCAGAUCGCCGCGUAUGUCUCCAGUUGAAUCGCCGGGCUCGCGCUCGCCGUCAUUCGCGUCCACGCUCUCGAAAUAAUGUAAUUAAGCGCACGUACAUCUCGUGAUAUGUGAUAUCCCGUGUGUGUCGCGUCGCGACGGACCGUGCGGGUCCGCGCGCACUCGAUCUUUCAUGGACUCCCCCAACUGCGUGCGCGCGUCCUCCUUGUUGCGAUCGUUCUCUUCAUACAUUUUUCCUCUAUACUUCUCUUUCCCUUUUUCCGUCUGCACCGAGAGAGCCUCGAGCCGAGGGUCCCAUCAUCCCGUCGACUCUUUAUCUCUCCCGUUUCCUAGUUACAACCAUCGUCCUCUAGCCACGUCCGUGCGAGUUCCUGUUAACGGGGAGAGUCCAUCCUUCGGGAACGCGAGCUCGUCCACGCGCGUCGGUCGACUCGAACGACUCUAGUCCAGUCUCGCGCAUAACCCGAUCCUCCUCUGCGCGCAAACAAGAAGGCGUCUUCUCCAACAAGAGGAAUGUAUUCUCUCUCGGCGACUAAUCCGAUCUAUCGUCGCGAGAAGAGGAAGUCAGAAUUAAAUCAGAAUCGAAGAGAGAGAGAGAGAGAGGAUCAGAUCGGUACUUCUCAAUCUGACGCCUGUUCCUUUUGGAUCAUCAUCAAUCGCUCCAUCAGAGCGAUCAUCUUCUUUUUCUUCCAUAAGGAAAAGAACGCGCGGCCGUCGCAGCGAGGAAGAACGGAGCGAGCUCGAAGCUCUCUCUAGCAGCCGUCUAAUUGAUCUCAGCAUCUCCUUCAUUCGCGUAACCUCCGGAGUGUCUCUCGUGACAACAGCAACCACGCGAGGGAGGAACAACGAAGACCAGCCAGCCUCACCGCCCCUCCGUUCUCGAGGGAGUAAAGGAACCCUAUUCAAACAUUUAUACACACACACACACACACACACACACACACACACACACACACACACACACACACACACACACACACAUGCACGCGCACACCGAACAUAUGUAUCCACAUAACAUCUCUCUGUCUCUCGCAUCCUUCCCGAAUGCGUCUUUCUUCCACGUACUUUGUCACGUCGUAUUUCGGAUUAAGGUUCGUACACACCGGAGCGACGGAUAUUUUAUGACGCGGACGCACGCGAGAGGGAAGCGAUCGAUCGCUUUGUAUAUUUUUCAUUGAAUCGUAAAUAACUUUGGACGAGAAGCAACGAGAUAUCUAUAUUUUCUUUUUUCGCGGCAUGACCCAAAUGAUGCUAAUAAUUCAUAUUCGAAUCAUUACCGGAGAGAUGCACGGGAGAGAACGAGUGUUUUGUUGUUUGCGUCGAAAGCUAUUUACAAUUUAAUCCAUGCAACAAUGCCGGCUCCCAUUUCCAUCUCGCGUCGAUUUGUACGAUCUUAAAAUUGAGAACCACGGGAUUGAGAGUCGAUCGAUUUUUUGUUUUCGAGGAUUUCCUCGAAUCUCGCACUGUCAAUGGGGAUUACCACCGAGUCACACAAACACAUUCAUGCAGAAAUAAAGACACGCAUGUCGAUGAUUUCUAAUCGAGCAAACAUUAAAUUUAUGACGCACGACAUUUCUUUCGUGCGGGUCAUUUAUCGGCGGUAUUUAUCGAUAUUUAAUUUUAAUUUCGCGGGAAAGUCAAGUACAUAAAAUUCGGAGAAUGUAAUGAAGCGAUAACAGAAGGAUGCAAAUUCGUUUUACAUUUGUAAAUUAUAUUUUCACGAGAGAUUGGCUCUCUCUCUCGGCAGAUAAAAAUCUUGCGUAUUUCGACUAUUGGUUAGGUUAGGUUAGGUUGAGCAGCGAGUUUCAAUGUUAGAAGUCUCAAGUCAAACUUUUCACAUGUGCAUACACACUCACACACAUACACGUACAAAUUUCGACGAUAGCGCGCGAAUUUAUAUGUACAUACAUAUAUGUAUAUAUAUACAUAUAUAUAUAAGCGUUAUAUAGAACACCAUGUACACGCGCGAGGACGAAAGGGACGAAGCGAAAUCGUCCUCGGGCGUGUACACAAUUGAACGAAUUGUAUAUUAUCUUUCGCGUGAAAAAGAGAGAGAGAGAGAGAGAGAGAGAGAGAGAGAGAGGGAGGGAGAGGGAGAGACAUGUGGAAGAAAGCAAAACACGACGUAUAAAAUUACUGUGAUUUUAUCCACGGGAAGGCACACGAGCGUUAUAUUUUAUUAUGGAGAGUCGGUCUCGGUAAGUAAAAUUGCUUGAUGUAUGACGUAUGAUUGUGAAUGUUUCAGAAAUGAUUGGGAAUGAUUCAGAAAAAAGAGAGAGAGAGAGAGAGAGAGAGAGAGAGAGAGAGAGAGAGAGAGAAUAACUGAACCCGGUGCGUGGGCGCUCAUCCAAUACGUUUGCUCGCUUCGACAAUAAUAAUAAUAAUAAUAAUAAUAAUAAUAAUAAUAAUAAUAAUAAUAAUAAUAAUCGAGCUCGCUCGAUUAGUCACGUGUCUGCUUCGUGCUCGCGGACGUCGAGAUUUUCUUCAAUUACCAUUACUCGACGAACUGAUAUUCGCGACAGCGACGAGAAACGAGAUCCAUUUAUUGUGUCGACGUCACGAGUUUCAUUUUGUACACUCUAUUACGUAAUAAAAAUAACAUAAAAUUGAAAAAUACAAUUGAUAAUACAAAAUUUCGUUUCACGUAAAUUUUCUCCGUAAAUUUUCCCGAGCGCGUGAGAGUCUCUGAGGGUGCAUGAAAAAAGAAAAAGAAAAAGAAAAAAAAAAGAAGAACGAGUGUACGUCUGUGCGAAAGAUCGAACGGAUAAAAGAGAAAAAGAGAAUGAUGGAGGGAGACAGAAAGAGAUGGGGAGGGGGGGGGAAGGGAACUUGUCGUGUUCGGCGUCGAAUGAGGGAAGGCUCUGUGUGUACGUAGCAAUUAUAGAAACCAUGUCUGUGAUUAUACUAAGAAUAGAGAAAGAGAGACAAUAUAAGCAAUCUCCGUAUGUAACGACCUAAACACGAGCAGUCGUGCGCGCGUGCGGGCGCUUACUAUACAUAACGGUAUGUAAAUGGUACGUAUAUGUAUUACGUAUACACGUGCGAGAGAGAGAGAGAGAGAAUCUUUGUUCGCGGAUGCGUUUUGCGUUUUUUGAAAUCGAGUCGUCGCUUUAAUCGGAGCGCAAAAUUCACGUGGCACUUUGACACAAUAGUUGACACAUCUUUUCUUUUCUUUUUGCUCUCUCUUCGUAUUUACUUCGUGUAUCUGAAAGUAAGUUUCAUCGCGGAUAAAAAAAAGACAUCGGUGAUCUCUGUUCACCAGCAUCGAAAUUCAUUCGGCAAAAGCAAAAGAUGCAAUUUGAAUAUCGCUUCGAAUAUCGAACGACGACUCCUUUGAAAAUCGCACAAACGCGUUCGCCGACAGCGGAAAGGACAACCGAAAAGAGGGAAAAAAAAAAAAGGAAAAAAAAACACUCUCGCCUCAUCUAUAAUAAAGCCCCUCAGCGCUUCGACAUUGACGUCAUACGUGAUAGGUCGAAGUAAUUGAUUAUAUACGUACGUGCAUCCUAUCAUCGCGUGUAUUCAUCAGAUUAAUCAAAUUAAAAAAAAAAGACAGCCUUCGUUAUUUCGAACCGCUACGUGUGACGUCAGAAUCGAUGGAGGGCUCUUUACUAUACAUAUAUACUAGGCGAGAGGUGGAUUAGAAGGAGAGAGAUUAGAUAUCGUUUCCAUUUUCCGUAUUUUAUUUAGAAUCACCAACGAUCUCCCAUAUAUAAUCCGUCGAAAGUAGUGCGAGAUGAGAGAGAGAGAGAGAGAGAGAGAGAGAGAUGUCGCGCCGCGUCGUCCUUGGAUGAUUAUUUUGCCGACAAGAACACGUUCCUUUCCCUUUGUUCUCGAUUUUCGUUUCGCGAAAUCGCGAUCGCGAAGAUCGAAAAGGGCGCGCUUGUUUGCGAGAAUUCUCCCUUUGUUUACUUAUCUAUCUUCACACAAACACGCAUAUGAAACUAUAAAUAUCAACACGAAUGUCGAGAGAGAGCGAGAGAGAAAGAGGGUGAAGCGGUGAAGCGAAAAACGAUGAGAGAGAGAGAGAGAGAGAGAGAGGGAGGGAGGGAGGGAAAAGGAGCGAAUGCGAGCAUUUAUUUCGCGCGAAUAUAAAUUGUAAUUACUAAAUAUAUAUGCGCAUAUAUUAUAUAUACAUAAUUAUAUACAUAUAUAUCGUGUAAUUAUAUAUACAUAUAUAUAUAUAUAUAUAUAUAUAUAUAUAUAUACGAUAUAUAUAUGUAUAUAUGUAUAUAUAUGUCUCUUCAGGAGGAAUUUGUACAAACCCGCUGGAAUAAGGCACCAGCAAGUCUGUGAUUUUAGCUUGGUUACUAAUUCAGUAUUUUUUUAAAUAAAACGAGACAAAAUCAAGAUAAAUCGUAAAAAAAGAAGUAUGAUUCGGUUCGCGAGAGAGGGGAGGAGAAAGUUUACGAAAGAAGAGAGAAAGCGCGCGCCUGUGUGUGUGUGUGUGUGUGUGUGUGCGUCAGAUCGAAAGGUAGGUGCGUUAUGUGAGGAGAAAAAGAAGCGUGGGACGGAGGAGGGAGGGAGGGAGGGAGGAAGGGAAAUCUCGGAAGCUCGCGAUAAAAUAUUACGAUCGAGUGGUUUUUGAAACAAAAAAAGUCUGACCCAAAUCGCGACUUGGCGAUUUUGUAACAUAUUUUCUUUUUAAAAAAGAAAAAAUAAGAAUGUGAGUAAAUUAAUGUUGCUUAUUUUACUUAUAUCGCUUUUUUUUUUGCUCUUUUCCGAGAAAAUGUGUGCGCGAUUAUCGCGAGAUUCUAAUUAACUCGUAUUGUAAUGGUGUCGUCGGUGAACGCGACUCGAACGAACGAAAGGAGCGUGACGUGUCUCGCGUUAAAAAAACAUCGUCGCGAUAAAGACGACGGCUCGCUCUCUCUAUCACGCGAAACUUGGCGUCCACCAUCAAUCGCGCUUAACAAUUUUUUUUUUUUUUUCCUCUCUCAUUUUUACUAUACCCAGUGAUGCAGUAUGAAAGGAGAAUCGGUUGAAUCAUCAUCGAGCUAUUGUCAUUGAUAAGAAAAAAAAAUCAGCCGACGGUAUCUCUCGUUGUCCCUAUCGUUGUUAUGAAAUUAUCCUCGCUUUGCGUCAGCUGUACAAAUUUAUAUCGAUGAAUAAUUAAACCGCUGUGACUCAUACCGAUCGAUUAUCGUAUAUCGGUAUCGUCGAUGAGCUUCCGAAGUCCAUCUCGAAGAACAACGGCAUUGUGGCGUCACGCUCCGAUAUCGAAUCACCGCGUUAGUGCGCGUCUCGAUGUCUUCGUUGUAUUUUUUUACGCGCGAUUCUUCUUCCUUCCUUCCUUGGCCGAAAUCGCACCGAGAAAGAAUCGCAAUGGCGAAAGGAACUCGAGGACCGGCUCUUCGUCGAGUGCUUUCCCUUUCUUUGGAAAAAUCGUUUUACGUUCAUUACGGACACUGGGAAUGAGAGAGAGAGAGAGAGACAGAGAGAGAGGGAGAGAGAUGGAAGUACGGUGGAUUUUCGGUGAAGUAAUAUUGCUGGUAUGGCGGGGUAUCGAAAUAAGUAAGAAAGAAAGGAAGAGUGUGUGUAUGUGCGUGAGAGAGAGAGAGAGAGAGAGAGAGAGAGAGAGAGUGUGCGAGCGUGCAAAGCCCGACAGGGGUGGUCAAUUCGAUGAAGAUAGGCCUCCCGGCCCCCUCAAUAUAAUUGUGAUGACAAAUUACUUAUAGAAAUUGAUGAGCGAAGUCAUUUAGCGAUUUCAGCUUGCAAUAGGAUUGAGCGAGAUGCGAAUUCGGCGGCCCUGUCGGUGCAUUAUUUGGAGAGAACCGGAGGGAGAGCGCGGAUAUACAUGCAUAUAUAAAGAAAGAUCCCACUCAUUUCUGCGCGUUGACUGCGAGCGAAACGCCACUCGAUGAAUUCUGUAUAAAAUUCGCUUUAAACAAGUCUACACGCAUGUCCACGAGUAUUACACACACACACACACACACACACAACAUACAUACACAUACAUACAAAAUACACUCACACACUUACACCCGAUUCGACAUAUACAGAGAUUUCGCGGAUGCGGCGCGAGAAGUGACACUUGAAGCACACGGAUACAUUUACACACAUACUCGAAUCUGUAGACUCGUAGAUUUAUUAUUAAUUAUAAUGAAUUAUAAUUAUUAUAUCUAUUAUAUAUAUCAAUGUAUAAUUAUAUUUAGUUUUUAGGUUAAUAUGAUGGCUAUUAUUUCCCGCUUGUACAUACGCCGUGAACUCCAGAAGAAAAUUAAAUCUUUAACAAAGAGAAAAUCUAUAAUUUUUUCGACUGUUUUUGUACAGAGAUAAUAAAAACAAAGGGCCUCGUGCUUAUGAAAUUUCAUGAAUAUAA